ACCUGUACACUUUAUACACUGUACUACUAUCGAGCAAAAAUGAAUUUCUUUCUGCUUUUAAUCACCUGCGAGGUUGUGGCCAUCUAUGCAGCUCAGUGCCCUUCCGGUUGGGUACAGGGAGCAUCAUCAUGCUACUUAUUUGUGACGUCAUCAAGAGAGCACUGGACAUUGAGUUCGUAUCAUUGCAGCCUCCAUGGUGCCAGUCUAGUGAAGAUACAGUCGGCGACAGAGAACAACUUUCUUCGCAUGCACCUGAUUGAUAUGGGUAUCCACUCCGACUUCUGGAUUGGUCUGAGUGACGAUUCCAGGGAGGGCCAGUGGAAAUGGUUGCCGUCGGGCGAGACUUCGUGGUUCACGGACUGGGCCCCAGGACAGCCGGACAAUGGUCAUAAUGAGGACUGUGCCGUUUUGUUCCAUCAAGCAAAUUAUCAUUGGAAUGACGACCAGUGUGACAGGUCGUUCUACUUUAUCUGUGAAAAAGAGGGCGGUGGGCAUUCGGUGGAUGUAGUAGGAUGAUGUCUUUAACUACCUAAAUAAAGAUGAUCUCUAAUCAUACUGCAAAUCAUGGAAAAUAUCUAUCACUAUAUAAAUUUUAUUAUUACUAAA
Ostrea edulis (European flat oyster) is the source of this 606-nucleotide messenger RNA. RefSeq names its product asialoglycoprotein receptor 1-like. The transcript has 5 exons. Bases 40 to 516 code for a protein of 158 amino acids. The record is from RefSeq and is a predicted model, not a curated record. NCBI's taxonomy places the organism in Eukaryota, Metazoa, Mollusca, Bivalvia, Ostreida, Ostreidae.